Molecule: messenger RNA, 408 nt
Organism: Macrosteles quadrilineatus (aster leafhopper)
Lineage: Eukaryota; Metazoa; Arthropoda; Insecta; Hemiptera; Cicadellidae
Product: keratin-associated protein 10-5-like
Exons: 2
Coding region: 1-408 (135 amino acids)
Source: RefSeq, a predicted model, not a curated record
AUGGCCCCUAAGUGCUGCGACCACGUGAAAUUAUCUACUGUGUGCCCACCUCAACUGUGUGGCCACCCCUACUGUGUGACCACCCCUACUGUGUGCCCACCUAUACUGUGUGCACACCCCUACUGUCUGCCCACCUCUACUGUGUGCCCACCCCUAUUGUGUGACCACCCCUACUGUGUUCCCACCUAUACUGUGUGCCCACCCCUUCUGUAUGCCCACCUCUACUGUGUGCCCCCCUUUACUGUGUGCCCACCCCUACUGUGUGUCCACAUCUACUGUGUGCUCACCUCUACUGUGUGCCCACCCCUACUGUGUGCCCACCUCUACUGUGUGCCCACCCCUACUGUGUGCCCACCUCUAAUGUGUUCCCACCUCUACUGUGUGCCCCCCUCUACUGUGUCUGCAUAA